CGGACAAUUUAAACUCUACCGCAAUGAGUUUCACAGAGAAGAACACAGACACACAAGACAGGACUCGAGAAUCCAUCGAAGAUCACACGCAGCUAUCAAACAUACCCAUACCGUUAGAUGACAAUAGAAGCGGUAGCGACACGAAUAGCUUAUCGUCGAGUGAUUCAAGUAUUGGACACAAAACCUUGAACGGUACGAGUUCCUCUACUCUGAACAGCGAGGGUAUAAACUCUGAUACCGAUGAUCUCAAUUCUAGCGCUGAAGGCCUUCUCGGUGAUACUAAACCCAAAACACUAUCGUUCGAGCACAAUGCAGUUGUUUCGGGUGGUGACAAUAAGUCGGUUGUGCCCAAAAAGAAAGGACUAACAUAUGUCGAGAAUCUACAGAACUACCACGGCGAAACUGUGGAUGAGAAGUUGAUAUCAUUUAUUACGGACUCUCCGGUGGUUAUGUUUUCGAAAUCAGAUUGCGAAUUUUCGAAAGAAGCGACGAAGAUAUUUACUACGCUACAGGCUUGUGUAUACGUGGUAGAACUAGAUCGGAUGGGUGGCUACGGUGAAAGUAUUCUCAACGCAGUCAAAAGAAUAUCGAACUUGAAAACGGUGCCUGUUAUAUAUAUCAAUGGUACUCCGAUCGGAGGAUGCACACAACUUAAAGCACUAGAGGCGUCGGGGGAACUUGUACGGAUACUACGAACUGGCGAAUCCGACUUUCUGGAUCAUAGACAAAUAUCCGACGUCGUGCUCUUCAACGAUCAGGAUAGGCCGUGGGAAGACCUGCUAAUGCGGCCCCUCUUUGGCUUUCCAGAUACACUCAACAAUCACGUAGUGCGGAUGAAGGCUCUUUUGGUAUUCUGUAUAGGCGUUUUGGGUGCUGUCUUUUGGGACUCGCAAGCAAUGCACUGGGUCGUAGCAAUUCUGCUUUGCGAUUUCUUGCUCACCUUUCUUUUCGGUGGCACUCUGUCUCCGCUGUCCAGUUUUUCGGAGAUUGCAGUACAUAGACUGCCUAUGCAACCCGUUAGCGGCCCUCCAAAACAAUUCGCUGCCUUCUGUGGUAUCAUUUUCACCACUACAUCGACUGCACUCUUCUUCGGGGGUUCAGGGGGCAAGACCACCAAUGUAAUCGGCGCAACAUUUUGCGGUUUGUUGGCUAUUGCGGCUGGAUUAGAAAGUUUCCUCGACUUUUGUCUUGGGUGUAAAUUCUUCGGAUUGCUAGUGCGUAUAGGACUUAUACGGAAGUCAGUAUUCAAGUUUCACAUUCACCGCAAUGAGGAGACUGCUCAGCUGUGGAAAUCAAUUCACGUGAAGCAGGAAUACCCCGAGGCUGAGAAACAAACAGUUUCCACAGCUUCGCGCGAAACGUUUCGCCCUGAUGGAAUUCCACUUCUCACUCCGGCGGCUUACCAGUACAAGGUGAAGGAGGUUGAUGAAUGGCAGCAUAAGUUUAAUGUUGUGCGCUAUGUGCAGAUUGCAUAUUUUAUGUGGCCCCUCGCUUUGACUUCGUGUGCAGUAGCGUUCUUCACAACGGAAACAACUUUGCCAUGGAUCUGGCAAACUAUCGGUGUUGGUGCUGCAGGCAACUUUGCCAUGCUGUUGGGCUUGUACGUCGUUCGGAUGGUAAUGUAUCCUCGUAAAGUGCACAAGGAGUGGGCUUGCUCUAAGCGGGGACCCAUGUUUGGCUUAAUAUUUAUUACAGUGUCCCUACUAUCUAUCCUUCUCCGACACUUUACGCUAACAGGGGGUACUAUCUUCGCAUGGAUUGGUGUUGCUGCACACCUUAGUAUGUCGAUUGUAAUCGUCGCCAGAUGGAUUGGAAGGAGUCACGACUGGGAACACAUAGACCACACGUGGCUUAUAGUACCCGUAGGGAACUUCAUCACUAGCGCUGUACUCGUGUCAGGAGACCCCGAGUUCUUUGAAUUCGGUCUCUAUCUUUUUGGCUUUGCUUUGCUGAUGUGGCUGAUGCUUUUCGCCAUCACACUGCAAAAACACAUCACUUCUGCAAACGCCGAUGAACGAUUGCGGGGCAAUGUAUUUCUUUGGGUCGCCUCCCCUGCUAUUGCUUCGUAUGCAUGGACAACAAUUAGUGGUACUGGGAUGGAUCUGUUUUCACGCGUGCUGUUCGGAUUCAGCAUAAUUCUCCUGUGCUGUCUAUUGUACACCGUGUUUCCCAUGAAGGUUACAUUGAAUGGGGAUACAGAGAAGCUCUCAAUGUCUGUCCAUGGAGUGGCGUUCGCAAUCAACGCUGUUGCUCUCACUGCCAUUUCCAUCAAUACCAUUGAUGACACGAUCCUUAGUCGUUGGCUAGCACAUGUACUACUAAUCACCGGCUCUUGGUUAACAGCCGUGUACUCCAUCCAGAGCAUAGGUAGUAUUAUCGAGAAAAGACUUUUCCGACCGGAAGGCAAAUGGGGACCAUUCUCUGCCUUCAAUACACUUGUACAUGAAUCGAUCAGAGGUAUGUCUGUGAAGCUCAUGACGCUGUCGGAGGAUCCAAAGGCGUGUAUUAAUCCUGAAUUUUUACAGCUACUGGACUUAUUCGAACGUGUACACAACGUACACGCGCAACAAGAGGAUGAGUUUGUGUUCCCCACUCUCCACCAAUACGUACCGGAGCAUUCCGUACAUGCUGAAGAUGAUCAUAUUCAACACCGCGAGGCAUUCGGACUGAUUGGAAAGAUUGUUCGUGCUGGUUCUCAAGAGCGGGCAGACAAGGCGAAAGGGGACAGCGAUGCUCACUUUUUGUUACAAACAGAAUUGCGAGCCCUAGUUUCUGAUUUGAAACAUCAUAUGGAUUGGGAAGAGCAACAUCUACAACCAAUCAGUCGCAAAUAUGUGCCCGUGCAAAUGCAGAAGACCAUAGUGCGGCAAAUGUGGGAGAGUGUAGCUGCUAGUGAAUGGAGGGUGCUGGUGCCUGUACUGAUUAGGUACAUGCCUUACCAUUAUCAACGUGUUCGAUGGUGUCGAUCUCUUCUGUGGGCGAUGCCAGAGAGAGGUGAACAAAUUGGAUUGUACCUUUAUCACGGCUUGUCCGAUGUUUAUUGGGCAGCAUUGCUCACAGAUGUGCCAGAACUUGCCCCUCGAUCCAGGGGCUGGACACAGUGGUGGGGAUGGUUCCGAUAUUACUAG
Messenger RNA from Sphaeroforma arctica JP610, 3128 nucleotides. RefSeq lists its product as hypothetical. Gene Ontology annotation, cellular component: plasma membrane. NCBI's taxonomy places the organism in Eukaryota, Ichthyosporea, Ichthyophonida. The coding region runs from base 24 to 3128 and encodes 1034 amino acids. Gene Ontology annotation, biological process: transmembrane transport. The transcript is spliced from 2 exons. Gene Ontology annotation, molecular function: monoatomic cation efflux transmembrane transporter activity. The record is from RefSeq and is a predicted model, not a curated record.